Brassica napus (rape) is the source of this 1178-nucleotide messenger RNA. RefSeq names its product GATA transcription factor 3-like. Gene Ontology annotation, molecular function: zinc ion binding; sequence-specific DNA binding. Lineage: Eukaryota; Viridiplantae; Streptophyta; Magnoliopsida; Brassicales; Brassicaceae. The record is from RefSeq and is a predicted model, not a curated record. Gene Ontology annotation, cellular component: nucleus. The coding region runs from base 270 to 1070 and encodes 266 amino acids. Gene Ontology annotation, biological process: positive regulation of DNA-templated transcription. The transcript has 3 exons.
GAUCAUUCAUGAAAUAAGAUAUGUAAUAUUCCACAAACUAGAAACUAUUAAGAAAAAUAAGUUAGGGGAAAAGAAAGAAGAAGAAAAAGAGCUUUAACUUUUGGAAUCGGAAGAAGCCCAAACAUAAAGUCUUUAUUUUACCUUUUAACCCCUUCAAGAAUCAUGGAUUAAUUUCAGUGCCCUCUUACUUUGUCCAUAUCUCUCUACUCUGUUUCUUCGCCUUCUCUAGUCAGCUCUUCUCUCAUCUUCCUCUUUAUCAGAAAGAGUGAAUGGAGCUGUGGACAGAAGCUAGAGCCCUAAAGGCAAGUCUGAGAGGUGAAGCUAUAAAGCAUCAGGUGACUGUGUCAUCUGAGGAAUUAAGCCGAACUUCUUCUGCUGAAGAUUUCUCCGUUGAGUGUUUUCUAGAUUUCUCAGAGGAAGGUCAAGAAGAAGAACUUGUCUCAGUUACUUCUUCACAAGAAGAACAAGAACAAGAUUGUUGUAUCUAUAGUUCACAACCUUGCAUGUUUGAUCAACUUCCUUCUUUGCCGGAUGAAUAUGUGGAAGAGCUUGAAUGGGUAUCUCGUGUUGUGGAUGAUUGUUCAUCACCAGAGGUCUCACUUCUCUUCACACAAACCCACAAAACCAAAGCAAGCUUCUCAUCUUCAGUUCCAGUUAAACCAAGAACCAAACGGUCUCGGAACAGCUUAACCGGUGACAGGGUUUGGCCACUCGUUUCAACAAAGCAACAUGCAACAGGAGAGCAGGGGAGGAAGAAGAAGCAAGAAACGGCUGUUGUGUUUCAAAGAAGAUGCUGCCAUUGUGGCACAAACAACACACCUCAGUGGAGAACCGGUCCGGUCGGUCCAAAAACCUUAUGUAAUGCAUGUGGAGUCCGGUUUAAGUCCGGUCGACUAUGUCCGGAAUACAGACCGGCGGCUAGUCCGACUUUCUCGAAUGAGAUCCACUCAAAUCUUCAUAGGAAGGUUAUGGAGCUGAGGAAGAGUAAAGUGUUGGUUGAAGAGACAGGUGAAGCUACUACUAAAUCAGACCAAGUCAAAUUUGCCAUUAACAUGGUAGAUAAGACUUAGGUAAAACUAAACCUACUUUUAACAUUAUCCUUAGUGUUUUAAUCUAGCAACUUGCUCCAUAACAUUGGAAGCUGUUUUGGAAUUAGUCUAUAAAAAAGGUUUCUUCUA